AUGGCAGUCGAGGAUUUCUCUAUGCGCCGUUUGGUGUUUCUUUUUGCCGCGGUUGUUCAGACGCGCCUCGUCGACGGAGAUCUGAGCUAUUCCCUUCCAGAGGAGAUGAAGGCUCCGUCUGUUGUUGGAAAUGUUGCCAAAGAUCUGGGUGUUGACCCGAGGACAUUGUCCGCACGACAUGCCCGUAUUGACGUUGAAGGGACACGUAAGCAGUAUUGUGAGAUGAAUCCGAGCUCCGGAGAUUUGAUCACUGCGGAGAGAAUUGACAGAGAAAGCCUUUGUGGGAAGAAAGCAUCUUGCGUUAUUAAAAUGGACCUGGUGUUUGAAAAUCCUCUGGAGCUUCAUCGCGUGAGUCUUCAUAUUCAAGAUGUAAAUGACAACGCUCCAAAAUUCAAAAAUAAUUUGAUUGAAAUGGAAAUAAGGGAGUCGGCAGAAAAGGGCAGUCGUUUUUCCAUUGAAAAGGCUCAUGAUGCAGACAUAGGACAAAACGCUGUUCAAAAUUACAACCUACAAAGAAAUGACAACUUUAUUCUCGCCGUCGACAACAACAAAGUUGAACUCGUUCUCGAAAAUAAGCUUGACCGAGAGAAGCAAAGUCAGAUGAAUUUGCUCCUGACCGCUUUGGAUGGCGGCUCCCCUCAGAGGUCAGGAACAGUCGUCAUCCACGUCACCGUGCUGGACGCGAAUGAUAACGCGCCGGUGUUCACCAAGGCCCUUUAUAAAGCCAGCCUGCCUGAAAACUCUCCUCCAGGUACAACCGUGAUGCAUGUUAGGGCGACUGAUGCUGAUCAAGGCGUAAAUGGAGAUGUGACGUAUGACUUCGGCCAUGUGUCUGACGAAGGUCAUUUAUUUUCUAUUGAUCCCGCAACGGGGGAAAUUAAAGUCACCGGUGUAAUUGAUUUUGAAGAAAGUGCUUCAUUUGAAAUUAGUGUACAAGCUAAAGACGGCUUGGGACUGACCUCCUAUGCUAAAGUUAGAAUAGAUAUUACUGACGUGAAUGACAACGCCCCGGUGAUAAAUAUCAAGUCGCUGACCGACCCGGUGGCGGAGAACGUGCCGCCCGGCACCGAGGUGGCCAUCGUUCACGUGCAGGACAGAGACUCUGAGCGGAACGGGCAGGUCCGCUGCUCCGUCCGACGAGACGUCCCCUUCCGCUUAGUUCCUUCCAUCAAGAACUAUUAUUCUCUGGUGACGAGCGGCCGGCUGGACCGCGAACUGGUGUCCGAUUACAACAUUACAAUCGGCGCCAGCGACGAGGGCUCUCCUCCUCUGUCCUCCCGGAAAAGUCUUCGCCUGUCCGUCGCCGACGUCAACGACAACCCGCCCGCGUUCGAGCGAGAGUCCUACAGCGCCUACGUGAGCGAAAACAACGAAGCCGGCUCGGCUUUGUGUCGGGUGAGCGCCCGAGACCCCGACCGGAGACAGAACGGCACGGUGGUUUAUUCUCUGUUGGCGGGCGCCGAGGUGAACGGCGCCCCGGCGUCCUCCUACGUAUCGGUGGACGGAGACACGGGGGCCGUCCGCGCCGCGGGCUCCUUGGAUUACGAAGACUUGAGGAGUUUUCGAGUCCACGUGGUGGCCAGAGACAAGGGUUCUCCUCCGCUGAGCAGCAACGUGAGCGUCAGCGUGUGGAUACGGGACGUGAACGACAACUCUCCUCAGAUACUGUACCCCGCCCCGGAGGGCGACUCCUUCGUGACCGAGCUGGUCCCCAAAGCUGCGCACGGAGGCUCCGUGGUGUCCAAAGUGAUAGCGGUGGACGCCGACUCCGGACAGAACGCCCGGCUGUCCUAUCAUAUAGUCAAGUCCACGGAUCCGGGACUUUUCGCCAUCGGUCUCCACAGUGGAGAGAUCAGGACCCGGCGGGACAUUUGCCAAUCUGACGGCGUGAAGCAGAACCUGAUGGUGGCGGUGAAAGAUAACGGACAGCCCCCUCUCUCCGCCACCUGCUCCGUGUAUUUACUUCUUUCCGAUAACUCGGCCGAGUUGCCGGAACUCAUGGACGUUUCCUCCGACGAGCGGGAGAAGAAUUCCAAAGUCACCUCUUAUCUGACGGUGGCGCUGGUGUCCGUGUCCGCCUUCUUUGUGACCUUCAUGGCGGCGGUCCUGGCUGGGAGCUUCUGCCGCAGGAGAAAGCCCAGACUGUCGUCGGACGGAGCGGUCGCCGUCCCCGGCGCGUACCUCCCUCCUAAUUACGCAGAUGUCGGCGGCGCCUACGACUACGACGCCUACUUGACGACGGGCUCCAGGACCAGCGACUUCAACUUUGUGCGUUCCUACGACGACGACACGCUGCCCGCUGACCGCGCGCUCGCGAAGAAUCCCAGCGACUUCGAUGACGAGCUUCGCGAUUCUUUCGACCCUCUUGAGCCACUUCCUGCUUUAGAAGAGAAAUCAUAG
Molecule: messenger RNA, 2400 nt
Organism: Phycodurus eques (leafy seadragon)
Lineage: Eukaryota; Metazoa; Chordata; Actinopteri; Syngnathiformes; Syngnathidae
Product: protocadherin gamma-A10-like
Biological process (GO): homophilic cell-cell adhesion
Cellular component (GO): plasma membrane
Molecular function (GO): calcium ion binding
Source: RefSeq, a predicted model, not a curated record